Camellia sinensis is the source of this 2971-nucleotide messenger RNA. RefSeq names its product MIF4G domain-containing protein / MA3 domain-containing protein. Gene Ontology annotation, biological process: mRNA splicing, via spliceosome. Gene Ontology annotation, cellular component: catalytic step 2 spliceosome. The record is from RefSeq and is a predicted model, not a curated record. NCBI's taxonomy places the organism in Eukaryota, Viridiplantae, Streptophyta, Magnoliopsida, Ericales, Theaceae. Gene Ontology annotation, molecular function: protein binding; RNA binding.
UUUCGGUGCGGUGAGAACCCCCCCUCCCCCUCAUCUCUCUCUCUCUCUGUGUUAGGGUUUGUAAACUUCGAGUAUAGCAGAAGAGAAUUGGCAGUUUCUGAUCUUUACAUAGUGGGUUCGAGAGUCAAUUAGGGUUUUACACAAGCAUGACUCGCAAAGGCAGAACCGAAUCGAGUGAUGAGGCCGAAGAAGAUGAUCGUCGUCGUUACAGUGACAGGAAGAAUUCGCAAUCGAACAGUCGUCGUCGCGAGCAUCGAACCAAAGAAGACGAUAACAAAUCAUCGGAUUCGGAUGAGGAGGAGGGGCAAAUUAGGGUUAGAGAUGGCAAACGACGAGAUCGAAGGGAAUCGAGUGGAAACGAGGGGAGAGUAGAGAGAGAAAGAGGUAACCGAGUUAUAGAGAUAAAUGAUAGGUAUCAGAACGGUUACGAUAGAGAGAGAAACGAUAGGUACGAAAAGGGCUCAGACGAAGAAGAGGAUGGGAAGGUAGAGAGAGAAAGGGGUAAGCGGGAUAGAGAGAGAGAUGAGGAGUAUAGAGGAAAGGACCGGCAUUCGGAGAGGGAGAGGAGGCGGAGGAGGAGUGGGCGUGAUGAUAGUGGUGAUGAAAAUGGGCAUAGAAGGAGGAGGAAAGCUGAGGAGGAUUACAAAGGUAAGUCCCAGCAUUCGCGUCGGGAUUUGAAUGAGGAUGAUAAGGAAGGCCAGCGCAAGAGAUUGGAACAAGGACGGAGCGAUGAAAGGGAUGGUGAUGAUGGCAAUAGAAAACACAGGAGAGAGAAGGAUGGCAAUGGGGGUCGAGAAGAUAAUUGGAGUUUGAGGGAGAAGAAGAAGGAGGGAGAUGUGCCACCGGCAGCAUUGCAAGGAGGAAACUUGAAUGGAGACGGGGCGAAUUUGGGGAGGAGUGGGGGAGUAUACAUCCCACCAUUCAAGCUAGCUAGGAUGAUGAAAGAGGUGGAGGAUAAGAGCAGUGUUGAGUACCAGCGGUUAACAUGGGAUGCUCUGAGGAAGAGUAUAAAUGGACUGGUCAAUAAAGUGAAUGCAAUCAACAUUAAGAACAUAAUUCCCGAGCUUUUCGCUGAGAAUUUGAUCCGCGGGAGGGGUCUCUUUUGUCGGUCAUGUAUGAAGUCUCAAAUGGCAUCUCCAGGUUUCACAGACGUGUUUGCUGCAUUGGUUGCUGUGGUGAAUACUAAGUUCCCAGAAGUGGGUGAGCUUUUGUUGAGGAGGAUAAUUUUGCAGCUCAAACGAGCUUACAAACGCAAUGACAAGCCCCAAUUAUUAGCAGCUGUUAAAUUCAUAGCACAUCUUGUGAACCAGCAAGUGGUUCAUGAGCUUGUGGCUUUGGAGCUACUAACGCUCUUGUUGGACAAACCUACUGAUGACAGUGUGGAGGUGGCAGUGGGUUUCGUGACAGAAUGUGGGUCAAUACUUCAAGACCUUUGUCCCCGAGGCUUGCACGGUAUAUUUGAGCGUUUUCGUGGGAUUCUCCAUGAAGGAGAAAUUGACAAAAGAGUUCAAUUUCUGAUUGAAGGUUUAUUUGCAAUAAGAAAAGCCAAGUUUCAGGGAUAUCCAGCUGUUCGUCCAGAGUUGGAUCUUGUUGAGCAAGAAGAUCAGCUAACUCAUGAAAUCUCUCUUCAGGAAGAGGAAAUAGACUCAGAGAUUGCUUUAGAUAUUUUCAAGCCGGAUCCACAGUUCUUGGAGAAUGAGAAGCGCUAUGAAGAAGUGAAAAAGACUAUACUCGGUGAGGAGUCCGAGGAUGAUGCAGAUGCAGAUUCAGAUGCAGGCUCAGAUGAUGAGGAUGAUGAAGAAUCUGAUGAAGAGGAUGAAGAGAAGAUGGAAAUAAAAGAUGAGACAGAGACGAAUCUUGUAAACCUUCGGAGGACAAUUUAUCUAACAAUUAUGUCUAGUGUUGAUUUUGAGGAAGCUGGCCACAAACUAUUGAAAAUUAAACUAGAGCCAGGUCAGGAGAUGGAACUGUGCAUCAUGCUGUUGGAAUGCUGCAGUCAAGAGAGAACUUAUCUGCGGUAUUAUGGCCUUUUGGGUCAGCGGUUCUGCAUGAUCAACAAGAUCCACCAGGAAAAUUUUGAGAAAUGCUUUGUGCAACAGUACUCUAUGAUCCAUCGCCUUGAGACAAAUAAGCUGCGUAAUGUCGCCAAGUUUUUUGCCCAUUUACUUGGCACAUUUGCUCUUCCUUGGCACGUUUUAGCUUAUAUACGAUUAACUGAAGAGGACACUACCUCAUCUUCCCGUAUUUUCAUUAAGAUUCUCUUUCAGGAAUUGUCGGAGCACCUUGGAAUUCGCUUGUUGAAUGAGCGGCUUUCUGAUCCCACUAUGCAGGACUCCUUUGAAUCUAUUUUCCCAAAGGAUAAUCCCAAGAACACACGGUUUGCCAUCAAUUUCUUCACAUCUAUCGGGCUUGGUGGCAUUACCGAGAACUUGCGAGAGUACUUGAAGAACAUGCCGCGUCUUAUUAUGCAACAACAGAAACCCGUGUCUGAAUCUGAGAAUUCUGGUUCUGAUGAUUCUGAUGCUUCAAGUUCUGAGGCAGAUUCAGGGUCCUCAAUCUCGGACGAUGAAAGUGGAAGUGAAAGUGAAAGUGAAAGUGAUGACAGACACAGGAAGCGGAGGAGGCGAGGCUGAGGAACAUCUCCAAUACAAAGGCCAAUUGAAAAGUUCAUGCCUUCACUCAGAUGAAGCUGGUGUUUGUGGUGUUUGGUUCUUACUUUGUAGAAUAUUGUGUCAAUCAGAUUGGGCGAAACUCUAUAGUCUAGUUUUACUGUAAUGCUUUGUUACCUCAAUCUUUUGUAUAUUUUGAAAUUCGUGUACCAUGCUUUGCAGUUUUGGUUUGUCUUUUGUUAGUAGUGUCUUCAGAUUUAUUUUAGAUUCAAGUGUAAACUCUUCUAUCGCCGGAAAAGGUGGAGGUUGGGGGUUAUUGUUGAUUAGAGAUGGUAAAAAUUGAAUGCCUAUUUGCUUGUCAA